UUGCGGGAAUGUUUGAUCUCGCUGGGUGCUGAAUGAGUUGUUAGUCAUGAAGUGGACAGAGCGGUCUCGCGAAACCGAGUGGGGGGGAAAAAGGAGUUUUUGAAACCUUACAUUUAACUGCACCCUGUCUAGAAAAUGUAGGAGGAGGAACGGGGCGGUUCCGUAUUUCACAAACUUGUACACAAAAAAACUUUGAAACGUGUAUGAAAUUGAUAUUUAAAGGGAAAACAGGGCGGCCGAUUGCUGUGUCGGGCCGGUUCCCGGGUGGCAGUGGAAAAGUUUGCUCGUUUUGUGUUGACUGCGUGCCCCUUGUCUAGUGUUUUGAGAGGCAGACCACCCACAGCGUGAGCUAGGAUCGUCUCUCAGCCCGGCGCCAUUGCACACCACCGCUGCUUUGUGCAACGCAGGAUUUUGGGAGGGGGAAGCGGGAGAGCAAACAAGAGGGAGAGGGGGGAAAAAGCCUCAUAGAAGACAUGAACAAAUCUGGAAACAUAUAAAUGAAUGGAGUGCGUGCAGAAGGUGAGACCUGACAUUAAUGAAAAUUUUACUUAGCGAGGGAUGAAGAGGAAAAAGUGAAAGCAGCGAAGUUCCUUUGAGUUGAGGAGACAAAGGGAGCUGUAUUCAAGCAUGCCAUCACCUCACUGUUCCACAGUUUCACAAUGAACUAUAAUACCAGUGCCAACAGGAGUGUGGGACACAGCACUUCACAGGAGGAUGGUGGAGCCAUAAUUGCAGAAUCAGUUGCCAUCAUUGUCAUUGCUGUGUUGAUCUGUCUGGGAAACCUGGUGAUUGUUGUAACUCUUUACAAGAAAUCUUACCUCUUGACACCAAGCAAUAAGUUUGUCUUCAGUCUGACGCUUUCCAAUUUUCUGUUAUCUAUUCUGGUGCUUCCUUUUGUUAUUGCAAGCUCCAUCAAGAGAGAAUGGAUCUUUGGGGUGGUUUGGUGCAACUUCACAGCCCUGCUGUACAUGCUUAUCAGCUCAGCCAGUAUGAUGACCCUUGGAGUCAUUGCAAUAGAUCGGUACUAUGCUGUUGUUUAUCCGAUGGUAUAUCCUAUGAAAAUAACUGGGAAUCGUGCUGUUGUUGUGAUUGCUUAUGUGUGGCUGCACUCACUGAUUGGAUGUCUUCCUCCUCUCUUUGGCUGGUCCACAUUUGAGUUUGACCAUUUCAAGUGGAUCUGCUUGGCUGCAUGGGACAAAGAACUAGGAUAUACUGCCUUUUGGCAGAUUUGGUGUGCACUGUUGCCGUUUCUGGCAAUGGUCAUUUGCUAUGGCUUUAUAUUCCGUGUGGCCAGGCUUAAAGCCCGUAAAAUCCACUGUGGAACGAUUAUAGUUGUGCAGGAAGAAUCCAAAAAGGACGAGAGAAAAAAUUCCAACUCUUCUACCUCUUCAUCAGGGAGCAGAAGGAACACUGUCAAUAACAUUGUUUAUUCAGCCAAUCAGUGCAAAGCCUUGACAACUAUCCUGAUUGUGAUUGGUGCUUUUGUUGUCACAUGGGGCCCCUAUAUGGUCGUGAUUAGUACUGAAGCACUUCAUGGAAGAGGCACUGUCUCUCCAGGAGUGGAGACACUUGUAAUAUGGUUAUCUUUUACUAGUGCAAUUUGUCAUCCAGUUAUCUAUGGACUAUGGAAUAAAACGGUACGCAGAGAGCUGCUGGGGAUGUGCUUUGGUGACAGAUACUACAGGGAUUCAUUUAUUCAACGUCAGAGGACUUCCAGAUUAUUCAGCAUCUCCAAUCGCAUCACAGAUUUGGGGCUGUCUCCACACCUCGCAGCCAUGAUGGCUGGUGGGCAGUCUCUAGGACAGAGCAGUAGUACUGGGGAUACAGGAUUCAGCUUUUCUCAGGAUUCAGGUACUGACGUCAUGCUUUUGGAAGAUUUCAAUUCAGAUGGAACUCAUUAUUUGCACCACAACUAUUCCAAUCGAAGACGGAGUUCUGUGACAAUAGAUGAAAUUGCAGAACCGAAAGAGGAACCUGAUCGGUCUUCAGUGCUGCAAAUCAAAGCAGAUGUUCAUAAAACGCUGGAUAAUUUUGCUGCCAGUUUGGCCAAAGCUAUUGAGACAGAUGCCAAAAUGAGCCUUUUUGGAGAGAGUAGUUUACCUGGAGAUUUGUUUACUAUUAUUAAAACCAGGCCUGGAAGUACCAAUAAAGGAAACAAAGUCUCUGCAGGUCAGAGAUUGCGGCUGGAGAGUAUCGAUGAAGGAAUUGUUCAUGAUGGUGCAGAGGAAGAUAGUGCUUGAAAGGUUUGAAACACAACCUUAAGCCUCAGCCAGCUAACAUGGUGAAAUAAACGUUAGUGGUUGUAACUAUGCUUUCAUUUAUUUGUAUUGUUAUUUCAAUAUUCUUAAAAAAAAUUGGAGAGGAACUUAAGUGGUAGAAAGAUUAAAAUUUGACAGAAGCCAAAGAAAUGACUUUAUAGAUUUGACAUUCAUGUACAUUCAAACAUACCCAUUUCUACAGUUUGGUUUAACAUAUAGAAUUCAUUUCUUCAAAAGAGAUUUUUAAAGAGGAAGAAUGUUGGGAUUUACUAAUCCCAAAAAGCAGAAAACCACUGAAGAUUUAUUCCUUACUUCUAGCCAUAGCUACUCGUGUUUAAUAACACCAGUGACAGUGACAAGAUUAAGAUGCAAUAAAAAAUAUUGGGCUGUAAUUUUUUUUUAAAAAAUGACAGUAUCUGAACUUUCAGCUACACAAUUGGCUAGAAAGGGAAAGUUCUGAAUCAGCAAACUUGUUGCUGUUUUGUGUUUCUAAAUCACCUUGUUAGAUGUUCAUUUCCUGUUGGUAAUGUCUUGAUUAUUAGUUUUUUUUUAAAAGAAAAGGUUUUGGAUGCCCAUGGAAAGUUUAGAACCAAUAGGAAUGGAGCAGAAGCCAAACCAUGAAAUAGCUGACUGGUAAGAAUUACACCAUUCAAAUUAUAGUAAAUGUGCCCUUGUACUUUUGCAGUUGCUCACAGGAGACUUUACUUGUUUCCAAGUUGUGAUAUUCAAUUCUUUAUGUCUUAGACAAUUAAAUGAUAUGGGUUAUGUGCUUCAAACUAAAAUAUAUUGAAAAAUUUAAUCAGUUAAAACAGUUGGCAGAUGUUAUUACCAUUUUUGUAUUAAAAUA
Molecule: messenger RNA, 3105 nt
Organism: Stegostoma tigrinum
Lineage: Eukaryota; Metazoa; Chordata; Chondrichthyes; Orectolobiformes; Stegostomatidae
Gene: gpr161b
Product: G protein-coupled receptor 161a
Exons: 6
Coding region: 660-2240 (526 amino acids)
Biological process (GO): G protein-coupled receptor signaling pathway
Cellular component (GO): recycling endosome; membrane
Molecular function (GO): G protein-coupled receptor activity
Source: RefSeq, a predicted model, not a curated record